This is a messenger RNA of Schistosoma curassoni, 3923 nucleotides long. NCBI's taxonomy places the organism in Eukaryota, Metazoa, Platyhelminthes, Trematoda, Strigeidida, Schistosomatidae. The record is from the annotation of a GenBank genome assembly.
AUGACCGUGGAUUCUGCGGUAACUAUUAUACCUAUUCUCCAACAAAAAUGUGACACUUUAAAAAGCAAGAUAGCAGAUUUCACUUUGGUUAAUCAGGCCUUACAAUUGAAAACUUAUCAACUAUUAAAUUUCAUCAAUCGUCACGAAGAUUUCUCUGGUUUAAUUACAAAAGAAUACGAUGAGGUUUCUAACGAUAUUAAUAUUGUUCAAUCAGCCAUAGAUAGGUAUACAUGUGAACUGGAAGAUUGGAAAUCGAAACUUGAUCAGUAUAUGAUGAUGGUGACAACUGUGGUGUUAAAUAACAGUACUAAUAGUACAACUAACGGUAGUAAUGUUAGUAAUCUUAAUAAUAAUAACAAUGGGGAUGACAGUAUCAAUUUGACAUUUGGGUCAACUAAAUUACCUAUUGUUGCGUCAUCUCAAUCUCCGUCUCUUCCAUCCGUAUUCUUAUCGUCAACCAACUCCCCAGUUCAACUAGAUAAUUCAUCUUUAGGAACUCUACAAAGUGUUAAUAAUAAAUUUUCUGAGUUUAAAUCAUCUCACCCAACAACAACAACAAAAUUACGUUUACGUGCACACUUCCCAAACAGUCAAUUUACAUUAGUUGAAAUUAAAUCUGGACAACAAAUCAAACAUGCUUUAGAAAAGAAAUUAUCACAUCGUGGUCUACACUUAGAACAGUUAAUUGUUUACCGAUCACGUACAGGUCUACCAGUUUCAUGGGAAGAUGACGCUGAACAAAUUGCUUUAAUUGGUGAAGAAUUAAUAGUUGAUUUUGCUCGACGAAACUUUAAACGUUUAGAACAUCAUUUUCAAAGAAAGACAUUUUUUGAAAAGGCUUAUUGUAAUCUAUGCCAUAAGUCUAUAUUCCAUGGUGCUAUAUGUAAAGCCUGUGGUUGCGCCUAUCAUAAUCGUUGUCUUCCGCGUGUCGAUAAGAAUUGCUUGUCCAAUUUAGAUGAUGAUGUUUUCUAUGUUGGUGAUCAACUAAGCAGUCGAAACUCUUUGGGUACUUCUAAUUCAUCUAUACACGGAUCAAAUUGGUUAGUUUCUUCAAAUGCAACACCAGGCUAUACACAUUUCUAUCAUUUUAAUCCUGAAGACCUAACAACAGUUCGUGUAUUGACUAAUUCUACUGGAGGUGGUUUCGAUAGUAAUAAUCUUCUAUUGAAUAGUCAAUAUCUUCCAACAUCUUUCGGAAGUGGAGGUGGACAUUUUCCUCGUCAGUGUUUGUCACUAACCUGUAGAGAACGUUCAUCGUCAACACCGAAUGUAUCGAACAAUUUAAUUCCACCAAAUCAACAGAAAAGUUUAUUCACUCCCAGUUCACUUGGAAAGCGAGAGGCGAAUAAAAUUAUUCAAGGAUCCCCUUUACACAUUGUAUAUCCGGUUACAAAUUAUAAUUAUACAACUGGUAAUGGAGUACCAGAAAGUCCAUCAAUUCCCAAUGAUGGUUGUUUUCUAUCAAAUUUAUCUAUACCAUAUAAUCAAAGAUCUGGCAGUGAUCCAAAACAAUCUAUCAAAGUAAAAAAUAGACGUGGUUCAAAUGAUGAAUGGGAGAUAAAUGGACAAGAAAUUACUAAAGGUCCAAGAAUCGGUUCUGGAUCAUUUGGUACUGUAUUUAAAGGUUAUUGGCAUGGAAAUGUUGCUAUUAAAGAAUUGAAUGUUGUUGAUCCUACACCACAACAAUUGAAAGCUUUCAAAAAUGAAGUCAGUGUAUUGAGAAAGACACGACAUGAAAAUAUUCUUUUAUUUAUGGGUUGUGUCUCUAAACCAUGUAUAGCUAUCAUCACUCAAUGGUGUGAAGGGUCCAGUUUGUAUAAACAUCUUCAUGUGUUAGAGCAUCGUUUUGAUGUUCCAGAACUAGUCGAUAUUGCCAAGCAAACAUCACAGGGAAUGGAUUAUUUACACGCUAAGAAUAUAAUACAUCGUGACUUAAAGUCAAGUAAUAUAUUCUUACAUGAUCGUACUGUGAAAAUUGGCGAUUUUGGUUUGGCCACAGUAAAAAGUCGUUGGUGGAAUACUGGUUGUCAACAACCAACUGGAUCUAUAUUUUGGAUGGCUCCUGAAGUUAUUCGUAUGGAAGGUGAAACACCGUAUACUAAUCUUUCAGAUGUAUACGCAUAUGGUGUAGUGAUUUAUGAAUUGAUUACUGGUCAACUACCUUAUUCUCAUUACAAUAAUCGUGAUCAAAUUUUAUUUCUUGUUGGUCGAGGUUUAUUAAAACCUGAUCUAACUGUAUGUCGUGCAGAUAUUCCUCAUCAAUUACAACGUUUAUCAUUAGAUUGUUGCAGUUUUCAACGUGAAAAUCGACCACCAUUCUCUCAGAUUUAUCCAUGUUUAGAUUCAUUAUAUCGUUCAUUACCAAAAUUACAUAAAUGUUCAUCAGAACCAAAUAUUAAUGGUAUUGUAUCACGUGGUAAUAUAGCAAUUGGAUCUUCAAACAAUGAACGUUUCGGUAUGGAUGAAUUUAAUGAUAAACGUAUUAUUUCUAAUAAAUCUGCUACAGUUACAACUAAUUAUUUAAGUUUAUCACCAAAAACACCAUUUAAUAAUAAUAAUAAUAAUAGUAAUAAUAACAAUAAUAAUAAUAAUAAUGGUAAUACAAUAUCAUCAUCAAUUACAAAUGAAUUGUUUUUUACAAAUCGUAACUUAACCGAUACUACUACUAAUACUACUACUAUUACUACUACUGCUAUGACAUCAAAUUCAUCAAAUAAUUUAGAUAAACAAUCUACAAAUACAACAAUAAGCAAUGACCAUUUAUCAUCACCUCCUCCUCCACUUCAUCUUUCUGAUAAUAAUAAUAAUAAUAAUAAUAAUAAUAAUAAUAAUAAUAAUAAUAAUAAUAAUAAUAAUAAUAAUGGUACAGAAGAACAUGUUGAUCGUACACCAUCAUCAUCAUCAUCUAUCAUACAUGAUACAUCCUCUAAUACUUCUUCACCCCCAUCACCAUCAUCAAUUGUAAACGAACGUACAAUAUUGAUUGUAGACAAUAAAAUUGUAUGAAAAAGAGAUUGAAUAUAAUUUACGAUGAUAAAUAUUCUUUUUAUUGUUUGUUUAUUAAUUUUCUUCUAAAAAAGUUUUUUUUUAUUCUGUUUUUUUCUUUCGCUUGUUUGUUUGUUUGUUUUUUCUUAAUUGUUGUUAUUGGAUUAAUCAAAUUUUCUCUUUAUUAUCUCUUCAUAAUGAUGAUAAUUAAAUAAUUGAAAUAUUUAUGUUGUAUUUAACCAUUAGAUUGUAAACCCCUUUCACGUUAUAUACACACGCACGCACAUACAUAAAACAACAAUGAAAAAUUGUAUACAAAUAAACCGAUACACAUUAUUACAUGAUAAAUAAGUUAUAUGAUCCCCCCCUUUUCUUGUUUUUUUGGACAGUUUUAUAAUUGUAUAAAGUUUUCCUCUUUAUUAUUUCUAUUCAUCGUUCUUAGUUGUCAUCUGUGAUAGGUAGUUGUUUUUUUUUGUACAGCUUACACUUUGCCCAUCCCCCAUAGAUAUGUAUGCUGCUUCUCAUAUGAUAAGAUUCUUUUCACUGAUUUCAUGUUAUUGUUGUUGUUGUUGUUUUCUUCUCUCUUUCUUUCUGUUUAUAAAGGCUAACAAAACAACAUAGAUUCAUCUGGUUAUUUAUUUUCAUUUUUGGUCAUAGUGAUUUCAAGUUUAUUUUUGUUUUGUUUGUUUUUGUCAAAAAGAAAUAUUAUGAAUGAUUAUUGUUCCAUCAGUGUACUUUUCAAACGUUUUUUCUCUCUUGAUAUUCUCGCUUCACUUAUCUUGGAAGUCUUAUCAGCCCUUGUGGUCUGGUGUGUGACGAAAUCUCAGCACGGAUACAGGAGACCCGACUAGCAUUUACCAACUUGCGUCAUUUAUGGCGUAGGCGAGAUAUCCGUCUAUCAACCAAAGGACGUGUUUACUGCACAGCAGUUCGUCCCG